This is a messenger RNA of Phaeodactylum tricornutum CCAP 1055/1, 741 nucleotides long. RefSeq lists its product with no specific name. The transcript has a single exon. NCBI's taxonomy places the organism in Eukaryota, Bacillariophyta, Bacillariophyceae, Surirellales, Neidiaceae. The record is from RefSeq and is a predicted model, not a curated record. Bases 1 to 741 code for a protein of 246 amino acids.
AUGAAGCUUUCGCUUACUUUUAUUUCUUUGAUUGUCAUCGUAGACCAGACAUUGGGUUUCUCACCCGGUCUGCUGUCUGCUGGACGCCGCAUCACCCAGCUCCUCUCGACCACGACAUCAUUCUCGACCACAACAGCCUUGGAAGGCGACCUUAAUACACAAUCUUUGCUUGCAGAUUCAACUUUUUCGAUCAAACCAGACGACCUCAUUGCGCGUGCCAAGCAAGUGUUAGGAAAGGAAAUCGGGUUGGGGCUGAAGGAUGGAGGAGAGUGUCUUGCGGAAAGUUUUGCGUUUUGUGCUCCCGUUGUCGGUCCAAUUGACCGUGAUGCCUUCAUCCAGGCGCUUACUUCGUUUGAUCUGGAAACUGCUUUUGAUUUGGAACAGCAGUACUUUGGUUGGAACGUAGAUCCGUUGCAGCCCAACCGUGUGUGGUAUUUCAACCGGCAAAAGGCUACGCACGUUAAUACUUUUCAGGGCGUCGAAGCGACGGGCAAGAAACUCGAGCUUCCACCCCAAUGUUACCACAUGGACUUUGAAGAGAGCGGAAAGGUGACCGAGUUUGGAUUCUAUACGGUUGAUCGGCAGCAAGGCAACACCGGUGGUCUGGGCGGAGCAUUCGCCUUUUUUUACGGCGUCGGCAAGCCUCUGCCGUUCCCGGAAGGGCGUCCUUACCAAAUGUCCUGGCAGCGCAAGUUCUUUACGGCAUUUAUCAACGUUUUGCAGAAGUUCAAGAAGGACUAG